CAGCAUUGGCAGAUGUAGAGAGCUGCGUACAGCCGCACCCCAAAAUAGCGCUGGCUUUUGCCUUCCACCCUCCCGACCGUGAGUACUCUCUGUGAAAAACAACUCCAUAUUUGGCUUGGCAUCAUGACAUGGUUUGCUCAGGCAGAUGUGUACCAAUUCAAUAGCCCCACAUGGCGUAAGGAAGUUGGUAGAGCAGGACCUAUACAAGGUUGGGACAGAGCUCCUCCAAGAGAGAGAAGACACUUGUUAACGGCCUGAAUAAACAGCUUGAAGAAGAGCUCGGUGUUGCCUUUUCCUUGCUGGUUGAGGUAGCCGCGACAAUUGGUGGCCCGUAUGGGGACCCUCGGAACUUUCUUCGCUCGCCUCCUGAAAGAGCUCAGAACUUCUCGCUGCCAGGGAAUCGCAGAGAGCCAUUACAGGCUCCCCAGGGCUGGACCUCCGUGCCACCGCCGGACUCGUACUAUCACUCCAAAUGGGGCUUCAAUUGGUGGACACAGACUUCUCCGGCCCCCUACAACCUAAUACGGAGCAGCAAGACCCAAUCUGGGUGCCUGAGAGGUUGGUGAGAAGAGCUGCAGCGGCCGCGGCUAACGAUGCUGACAAAGCAGAUGAUGUGGACAAUGAUGACCUGGCUGAUGCUGAUAACGGGUGCUCCAAUGGUGAUAAAGGGACAUGAAUUGUGGGCCAUUCUGAAGGCCUGGCCAUUUCCCAUGCCUCUUACUUCCCAAUCAGGGGUUUUUCCCUUCAUAUUUACUACCAAUGAAUCUUUAGGAUGGCCACAUAUGCCAAUGGAUAAAAGCACAGCACCUAAUAAUUUCACCCUAGCUAGUCUUGAAGAUACACUCUGUUUUUCUACCAGGACUGAUAAUGUCACUAGUAAUCCCUGUAUUGUUUUGCAUCGACAAGCCUUAGGCCGGUUUGAAUUCCCCAAUAUCACUGGAAAUAAAGAGGUAGGGAAUGCUAGUAUUUUUCUUGGGACAACACCUAGAGCAGUUGGGAAAGGCAAUGGUACCUCACCCCUGGGACAACCUUCUGUUCUGCCUCGGUGUGUAAGUAAGCCUGAUUGGCCUCCUGUUUGGACAGGAUGUCAGGGUGGCUCGCCACCCAACUGGAUCAAUAUUAAUAAAACCCUUUCAUUGUCAUUGAAAGGCACUCCCCAUAAUAAUACCUUCUCAGGCUAUAAUUAUUCCUUUAAUAAUCCUGUGAUGACUACUCAAUCCAAUCCGUUUGACUCCUGGGUCAUGUGUGGUCCACGGGGUGCUUGCAGCCAACUUAAUGCCCUUGGCUUUGUGGAUGGGGGAUCAUUUAGAAGAUGCAAUUAUUAUUUUCAUUCUGGUGAAAUAUUUGAGACAAAUGUCACAGUGCAGUGUAAUAAGAUCAUAGAUUUUAAGCCCACGCCAGUUUGUGUUUGGCCCCCUUUUUUGAUGAUUGUGUUUAAUUAUUCCCAGACUGUUUUGAAUUGUAGUAGUCAGAAAUGCAUUCUGACUCAAUGUUGGAGUGCUUCAGAGCAUGAUGCUAUGGUAAUUGUGAGAGUGCCUAUGUAUAUACCUUUUCCUGCCAGGGUGAUGGAUGAUGAGUUGCCUGUUUUAUUGAGCAGGCAUAAGAGAGACUUUGGUAUUACUGCGGCCAUUGUAACCGCUAUUGCUGUUUCUGCCACUGCGGCCGCAGUUGCCGCUGCUUCUCUUGCCACUGCUGUUCCCACAGCUAAAGCAUUAAAUACCCUUUCAGGAUCCACUGCUCAGGCUCUUUAUACCCAAAUGGCCGUUAAUAUGCAGUUACAGCGUGGCAUUGUAUUGCUCAAUCAACGGGUGGAUUUAUUGCAGGAGCAGAUAGAUAUUUUACAACAAGUGAUUACUGCAGCAUGUGUGGUCCCUAUGAGUGGUCUAUGUUUGACUACCGUGCAGUAUAAUAAUUUUAGCAGAGCCGCUAAUUAUUCAAAAUAUUUGAGUGCUUUAUUGACAGGAACCUGGAAUGCAGAAUUUGAUAAUCUGACCAAUGUUUUGCGUGCUGAGAUUAUUAUGAUUAACUCCACGUAGCCUCUGCUGAAGAGAUGCUGGAUUGGCUGCGAAGUUCUAUUAGCUUCCUGAAGGAGUGGGCGGGGUUAGGUGCCUUAUCGGUCCUUGUGAUACUUGCCUUUCUUGCUUGCCUGUGGUUUGUCUGGAGAAUGUGGUUUACACAGCGCCGCCAAGCAGCCAUGAUCAUUCAAGCCCUUACUGCCAUUGAGGCAGGACAGUCGCCCCAGGCCUGGCUGGCCACACUUAAAGACCUCUAGGCGCAGGAUGCGAGGCGAAGCACUGCACUCGGGGCCCAGUGUGGCUGGGAUCCGAGGGGAGCAAGUCUGAUUGCAUGCGGGUUGGUACCGAACUCCCGCCUCUGGAAAAAGGUACCAGACGGGUCAAGUGUCCUCUGGGUGGAUGACACCUGGACAGACACCAGUACAAUGUCCUUGUUUGCCAGAGAUCAGACCUCUACUCUUGCCUGCUGCCAUAUAAACAGAAAGGGGGAACUGUAGAGAGCUGCCUACAGCCGCACCCCAAAAUAGCGCUGGUUUCGCCUUCCACCCUCCGACAGUGAGUGGUCUCUGUGAAAAACAACUCCAUAUUUGGCUUGGCAUCAUGACAUGGUUUGCUCAGGCAGACAUGUACCAAUUCAAUAGCCCCACAUGGCGUAAGGUUGGUAGAGCAGGACCUAUAUAAGGUUGGGACAGAGCUCCUCCAAGAGAGAGAAGACACUUGUUAACGGCCUGAAUAAACAGCUUGAAGAAGA
Molecule: messenger RNA, 2766 nt
Organism: Peromyscus leucopus (white-footed mouse)
Lineage: Eukaryota; Metazoa; Chordata; Mammalia; Rodentia; Cricetidae
Exons: 3
Coding region: 594-2036 (480 amino acids)
Source: RefSeq, a predicted model, not a curated record